Molecule: messenger RNA, 1597 nt
Organism: Pomacea canaliculata
Lineage: Eukaryota; Metazoa; Mollusca; Gastropoda; Architaenioglossa; Ampullariidae
Exons: 8
Coding region: 25-1353 (442 amino acids)
Source: RefSeq, a predicted model, not a curated record
UAUUUGUUUCAGCAGCAUUAAAAGAUGGACAUCGAGAGAAUGGAGAAACACAGGCUUGAAAUCGAGCAUAUAUGCACAUACAUAUCAACGGGUAAAUAUUGGAAAGGUGCAAGUGAAAUUGAUAAAAAGAGAAUACGUUGUGCAUCAAAGAAACACAUUUUGGAAAAUGGUGUUCUGUUCCACGUUGGUGCUGAUGGAAGGAAGACAGAAGUGAUAACAAGCCUUGAGAAAGUGAAAGAGAUUGUAGCAUAUUAUCACGGCUCCAGAGAAGCGGGAGUGCAUAGUGGUAUAAACGCCACAGUGCAGAAGAUAAGCAAUGUCUACCGCUGGGGAUCUGUUGACCAGGAUGUUAGACAUUAUAUUAAAAGGUGUCGUGUCUGCCAGACCCAGCGCUCAUCCAUGUCCCUUAACCCCAGAGAUGAUGAAGAGCUUCCACAUAAAAAGUCUAAACUGCAGCCAACAGAAGUUUCCAACACAAAAAAAAGAUCUUCCAGCACUGUCUUGUCAGCAAGAUCCUCUUCAUCUAGCCAGUCAGAUGUACAACCAGUCAAACCAAAAGCAGGCCAUCGUGUUCCUGUUACACCAUCUGCUCAAGCCAAUGUCAGCCUUGCAAGCACAAGAUUUGCUCUGGCCAGAAAGAAGACUGGAGUUGGACACAAGUUGCCAGCAUGGGUCUUCAGUGGUCGACUGAAGGACAUGAAAUACAAGCUGAGUCAACAAGAAGCCAGAAUAAGCAACCUGCAGUCUCAGCUGGAGUCACAUAACAAGCGUUUUGCUCACCUUGAGCAGCAGAAGGAACAGUUGUCUGGUGAUGUUGCUCACCGUGAUAAGUUGUCACAGGUGGUUGACAAGGAGAAUACAGAGCGACAAAGACAAAGGGACAUCCAGGAAGAGAUGAAUACACUGCGCAGUAAACAUCAGCAGGAAAUCAAGGAUUUGACAUUCCGUAAAUUAUAUCUUGAGCGACAGCAUGCUACCCUUGAGGAAGAACUGAAAGCAGCUAGGACAGAGGUGUCAACACUCAACUCAUCUGUAUCACAUCUUACCUCUUCACGGGCAUCGGUCGAUGCUGAGUUGGCAGCUACCAAGUUAUCCCUUGAGCAAGCAUUUGGAAAAAAUCAAGCCGAUAAAGAGGUGAUUCAACAGCUGAGGUUGGACCUAGCUGGACGGGAUGCCAUCAUUGAUGAGAACAACCGAAAAAUCAGAGAGCAUGAGACCAUGAGAUGCAAACUAUACAACACCAUUCAGGAACUUAAGAAGCUUCUAGGUGAACCAGUGCGGCAUAGCACAAAAGAGGAGCAAAUGACGAUUGCAUCUCCUGCCAAUCACAACCAUCGCAGGCCAACAAAAUGAAGACGUUGUUUGUUCAUAAUAAUUUCAGACAAGCAUGAAAGGGGGAGGGGAGGAAAUUAUCGACAUUGACUCUGCCACUGAACUCCUUCAGCAUGCACUUGUAGUUUUUGAUGUCAUCCAUACAGCAGCCAGUGGUAAAGGGCACAGACUAUCUUGCUUUGAGGCUAAGAAAUACAACAGAAACUGUAUUCUGUAGUACAAGUUUAGGGACUAAUAAAUGUAAUAGUCAGAUGGCAAUAAUCCU